This is a messenger RNA of Arabidopsis arenosa, 834 nucleotides long. The record is from the annotation of a GenBank genome assembly. NCBI's taxonomy places the organism in Eukaryota, Viridiplantae, Streptophyta, Magnoliopsida, Brassicales, Brassicaceae.
GAUCCUGUUUUGGACGUCGCAAUGGAUUCUCAGGACAUCAGAUACCGUGGCGGAGACGACAGAGACGCUGCAACGACGGCUAUGGCUGAGACCGAGAGGAAAAACGCUGACGACAACAAAGGAAAACGCGAUCAAAAGAGGGCGAUGGCGAAACGCGGUCUCAAAUCUCUGACGAUAGCGGUUGCGGCUCCUGUGGUCGUGACGCUCUUCGCCACGUAUUUCCUCGGCACAAGCGACGGCUACGGGAAUCGAGCUCGGUCGUCGUCGUGGAUCCCACCUCUGUGGCUCCUACACACCACGUGUCUCGCGUCGAGCGGUCUGAUGGGAUUGGCUGCGUGGCUUGUAUGGGUCGACGGUGGCUUCCACAAGAAGCCCAAUGCUCUGUAUCUUUACUUGGCUCAGUUUAUGCUCUGUUUGGUUUGGGAUCCGGUUACGUUCCGACUCGGGUCAGGGAUAGCCGGGCUUGCGGUGUGGUUGGGUCAGUCAGCUGCGUUGUUCGGAUGUUACAAGGCCUUUAAUGAGAUAAGUCCGGUCGCUGGUAAUCUGGUAAAGCCGUGUUUGGCUUGGGCUGCGUUUGUAGCCGCUGUUAAUGUAAAGCUUGCAGUCGCGUGAGAUCUGUAAACGCCCCCAUGUUUGUAGAGUCAUAUGAGUGUUUUCUUUCGUUUUUGUGAUAUAUACAUAAAAGAUGUCAUUGCGAUCCAAUGGUCUGCUCAUUGUGGAGUAAUUGACAUGAACAUGAUAUACUUGAGAAAUAAUGUGGUAUCUCUGCAUCUAUACAAGUUUUAAGCGUUGGUUAUUUCAGUGUCUAUGUUGAAAUCAAACAGUGAGAUUCUU